AUGGACAUGUGUAUCACACACCCUUCUCUGGUGACUCCUUUCGACAUACAGCAGAUGCUUCUCUGUCCAGAUCUCAGGGGCAGCUGGUGUACACCAAUGUACGGCAUCUCGACACUGACUCUUGUGAACACUGUAAGUAGACAAUUUUAUAUUCUCAUUGCAGAAAUUGAAGCCAGAGAAGCCUGCGACUGGCUGAGAGCUGCCGGUUUUCCCCAGUAUGCUCAGCUGUUCGAAGAUAUGCAGUUUCCUAUUGAUGUAAAAACUGUGAGGAAAGAUCAUGAAUUUUUAGACGAAGAUGAGAUUGAAUCACUAUUCAGACGGUUGAAUACACUGAACAAGUGUGCAUCAAUGAAAGUGGAAAUAAGCCGACACAGGAAACAGAGCAAUGACUCUGAAGAUGAUGAACCUUGUGCAAUAAGCAACAAGUGGGCUUACGAAAGAUGCAGUCAGAGAUGGUCUCGUAUCGGGAGCCUAGAAGGUUUCCCCGGAGAGGAAGGUGCUAGUGCAUCGCUCCCAGGCAGUCCAAUGCUGAAGAGCACCAGCAAUGAGGCUGCUGUCCUGGAUCACGACGAGAAACAUGACGUGUCCUCGAUUCACAGUACUAGCAGUGGUGAUAGUGACACUGCUAGCUUCCCAAAACCUUUUGAAGAUGUGGAAACCAGCACGAGUUCCUCAAAGUGUUCCUCAAUUAAAGUGGCUUCACUGGACUCUACCUUCAGCUGUUCUUCUCCUCCCAGUGACUUUUUAAAUAUUACCAGUGAGGAGAAGAUUUUGGAUAAAUCACCACACAAAAAGAGGAAGAACCUUCUAAAGAAAAUGGAGAAGUUGCAUUUAAGGAGCAGCAACUUAAGGAGUGGUCAGUCAAAGGCCAAACCCACAAUAGGUGAACCUGUUCUUCUGGAAGGACUUAGUGAAGAAAAGAUGAAGAGGCUGAACUGCGUAAAUAUUUCUGACCUCUCUGGCAUCCAAACAAACAAUGUUUCCUUUUCUUCCCAGACCUGCAAUAGCAGCAACCAGUCUGAAAAUAGCAGCACAGUGAGCACUCCAAGUCCUGUUAUAAAAUCACGAAGUCACUAUGCAGGAAGGGGGGUGUACGCAGAGGACUUGGAUUCUAGCAAGCUCUUGCUGUGGAAUGACCUAUCUCAGCAAAACCUGAAAAAUGACAUGAAGUUACAAACGAACCAGAUGUUUCAAAUACCACCAGGCCAUAAACCUGGCACUUUCCCCAAAACACUUACAUACAGUUCCCUGUCUCCCGUGGACAAUUCUUCCGUGAACUGGAGGACGGGGAGUUUUCAUGGGUGCAGAAGGAGCCAGAGCGGAAGCAGUUCCAAGGACUCCAAAGCCCCCAGGAGUCCCCUUUCGUGUGCAGAUAACAGGCUCAGUGUAUACGACAACAUACCCAGUAUUGAAUUUGAUAAGUUGGAGGCAAUGGAAGGUGGUGAUGAUGAUGUUUUUUCAGAAAUGAACAGUGUUAUAGAAGAUGUCAAUGGUCUCAAAAAGUUGGUUGAUCAGUGGACCCAGAAGUUCUCAGAUGAUGAGGAUUCGGGCUCUGCCAGUGACUUCACCUCUUUGUAUCCAUCCUCACCUAAACAAAUCUCGCAACAAACCACGUGGUGCUUGGGAACUGCAGGUCGUGUAGAGUCCUAGGCACUUCACAGAUGCAGGCAGAAAACGAACAGGGACAAUGGGAAUAGUCCUAAGCUUGAACAACAUUUAUCCCACAGGCACGGGACGCAACACUGGCCUGCGGAAGAGAGCGUGACCUUGGGAAGCCUUUCCAUCCAGGCUGGCAGCCAGUCAGCUGCCCAGCUAGCCCGGACACAAAAGCUGGCUUUGCUGAAACUCACUGCUCUGAUGGACAGAUACUCCCCGUCCAGCAAGCAGGGCUGGAACUGGACUAUACCAAAGUUCAUUAAAAAAAUAAAAGCCUCUGACUACAAGGACAAGCAUGUGUUUGGGGUUCCUUUGCUUCUGAACGUCCAGCGAACCAGCCGCCCGCUGCCGAACGGCAUACUGCAAGCGCUGGACUACCUAAGAAGCCACUUUCUUGACCAGGUUGGCCUGUUCCGAAAAUCCGGUGUUAAAUCCAGGAUUCUGUCUUUGAGAGAAAUGAAUGAAAGCAACCCGCACAACGUGUGUUACGAAGGGCAGUCGGCGUUUGAUGUGGCCGAUAUGGUGAAGCAGUAUUUCCGAGACCUCCCCGAGCCUAUAUUUACCAGCAGGCUCUGUGAAUCCUUCCUCCACAUCUACCAAUAUGUGCCAAAGGAUCAGCAGUUUCAGGCUGUCCAGGCUGCUAUUCUCCUCCUCCCAAAGGAGAACCGAGAAGCUUUGAAAAUCCUCCUCUUCUUCCUGCGAGACGUGGUGGCUUUUGUUGAGGAGAACCAGAUGACCCCAACCAACAUCGCCGUCUGUCUGGCACCUUCACUGUUUCACCUCAACACCCUGAGACGGGACAGUUCCUCCUCCUCCACUAGGUAUGAGCGCCUUGAUGCUGGCAUUGCUGCUGUCCGUAGCGUCCUCGGCUGGAACAACGCUUUCUCUAACUGGCCUAGGAUCCGUGUCUGCUUUUAA
Molecule: messenger RNA, 2574 nt
Organism: Opisthocomus hoazin
Lineage: Eukaryota; Metazoa; Chordata; Aves; Opisthocomiformes; Opisthocomidae
Source: RefSeq, a predicted model, not a curated record